Centruroides sculpturatus (bark scorpion) is the source of this 1408-nucleotide messenger RNA. RefSeq names its product myeloid leukemia factor 2-like. The transcript has 6 exons. Lineage: Eukaryota; Metazoa; Arthropoda; Arachnida; Scorpiones; Buthidae. Gene Ontology annotation, biological process: regulation of DNA-templated transcription. Bases 63 to 896 code for a protein of 277 amino acids. Gene Ontology annotation, cellular component: nucleus; cytoplasm. The record is from RefSeq and is a predicted model, not a curated record.
UCACAAUAAGCUAUUACUGAUUUUAAUCAAUAAGUCGGAGGAAAUCUUAAUUACCGAAUAUAAUGUCGCUCUUUCAUUCGAUGAUGAGAGAUUUUGACAAUGAUCCUUUUUUCAGAGGUCCAAUGGAGAGCAUGAGACAGAUGGAAUCGAUGAUGGAUGCCAUGAUGUCUCCUUUUGGAGGAAUGUUUGGUGAAAUUCCACAGCUAGAUUAUGGAAAUGGUGUGUCAAGACAAAAUAGAAAUAGUUUAAUGCCAUUUGGAUUUGGUCAUAGUCUAUUUCCAUCCAUGAAUAGCAUGUUUAGUAAUUUUGAUCGUUUAUCUCAAGAUCCAAAUUGUCAUAGUUAUUCUUCCUCUUCUGUAAUGACGUUCACAACAGAUGAACAUGGUAGGCCCCAAGUAUAUCAGGCUUCUUCAUCAAAAAGAACAGGACCUGGUGGAGUAAGUGAAACUCGUAGAAGUGUACAGGAUACCAGAACAGGUGUUCAGAAGAUGGCCAUAGGCCAUCAUCUUCAGGAUCGGGGACAUGUCAUAGAGAAAUCCCGAAAUAGAUAUACGGGUGAAGAAGAUGAAUGCCAAGAAUAUAUUAACAUUGAAGAAGAAGAAGCUGAAUCUUUUAAUCGAGAAUGGGAAGAUAGAGCUCAAGUUUAUCGAUCCAGACAUGCAGCAAUCAAUGGUUCUUCACAGUGGAGAGAGAGAAGUCCAGGUUUGAGACGAGAACCCUUGGCCAUCACUGCAGGACCUGCAAAUGUUGUAGAAUCUCCAGAGCCGAGUCCAGAGAGCCCAAAAAUGAAAAUUCCAAGCUCUGAAUCGAAGUCAAAGCGAAAACAUGGUUCGAGCAGCAAAUCACGAAGCGGACACAGAUCCCACUCUAAACCACGACAUGAAACUAGCAUGUAAUAUAUAUAUAAAAGAACUUUUUCCGGCGACUCGUUAACAGACAUUUAUCUGACUGUACAUUGCAGAAAGAGGAGCAAAACGAUUUUGUCUGGAAAAAAAUCUGUUCCAAUUUAGUCGUUUACAUACUUUAUCCGUAGUCUUAAAUAUAUGGACAGUUGGAGAUGUGUUGUAAAUUCAUUUCGGCACACGUUCACGUAAUUUCACUAUGCACAUUGUAAUUGUCCCAACUCGCUCGAGUUAUGUUUGAAAUUUACAGAGUAUCGAUGGAUAGUAUUCUAGAUAAAAGUAACUAUAAUUUGCAAUAGCCAAUUUGUGGAAAAAAGAAAAAAAAACUUAUUUUAAAAAUAUAUUUUCAUUGUAUCUUUAUCUAUCUCUCUUGCAAAGGAAUUGCAAAUGUGUACAGUUGGCAGUUUUUAAAGUAAACUAAUCUAUUUGUAAGUAGUUAUAGGAGUGUUACUGAAUGUAAUAAAUUUUAGUUAAGAAUUUUUCAAAAAUAAAUUUAAUUUCAAAAA